AUGCACCCAUGCGCUCACACCUUGAACAAGUGUACAAGGCCACCAACAUUUUUGCCAUUUGCGGUUUCUAUUACGAGACGGCUUCUGCUUCAACCGAGAUGGUCUACCCUGCUUCGACGGUAUGCAUCUGUCUCCGCCGUCGAGCUCCGAUUCGGUCAACCUCUUCAUGAGACCCAUCCACAUCUAUUAAAAGCUGGAGAGCUCACUCCUGGAAUCACAGCACUUGAAUAUGCCCAACGCCGCUCAAAGCUUGCCGCAAACCUUCCGAAGAAUGCCAUUGCCAUCCUGGCUGCCUCGGAGAUUAAGUACAGAUCUGGCGCGGUCUUCCACGAGUUUCAUCAGGACUCUAACUUCUUCUAUCUAACGGGCUUCAACGAACCGGAAGCUGUUGCAGUUAUAGGGAAGAGCAUUGACGGGGAUGACCACACGUUUCACCUUUUCGUGCGGGAGAAGGAUGCAAAGGCCGAGCAAUGGGAUGGUGUGAGAUCAGGGACACGGGCAGCCCUGGAUGUCUUCAAUGCAGAUGAGACCGGGGACAUCAACCAAAUCUCGAGCCUCCUGGCGCCCAUUGUCCAAGAAGCAUCAAAGAUCUACACCGACCUCAUCUCCGAGCCAAAGAAUAAGUCCUUUUUCUCCCGUUUCCUCUAUGACCAAUCGCCGAAAGCCGAAGGUCUCGCAAAGGUCCUCAAGUCUAAGUCUAGCAACACGCUGCCGCUGAAGGACGUUCUCAAUGGAUUCCGAAACCUCAAGAGCGAUGCCGAGAUUGCGAACAUGCGGAAGGCGGGCCAAGCGUCAGGAAGAGCAUACACAGAUGCCAUGCGGCGAGCAUGGAAGAAGGAGAAGGACUUGGCUGCAUAUCUGGAUUAUCAAUUCAGGACGCGAGGGUGUGACUGCUCGGCUUACAUACCGGUGGUAGCAGGUGGUCAGAACGCCAGCAUUAUUCACUACACCCAGAACGAUCAUCUCCUGAAAGAUGGCCAGAUGGUGCUAGUAGACGCAGGUGGCGAAUGUGGCGGCUAUAUAACAGACAUCACACGGACAUGGCCCGUAUCAGGCACCUUCACUCCCGCCCAAAAAGACCUCUACAACGCCGUCCUCACCACGCAGCGCCAGUGCAUCUCCCUCUGCCGCGCCAACGCCAAUGUCUCCCUCGAUGAGUUGCACAACAUUGCAGGGACAACUUUGACAGAUCAAUUAAAGCAGCUGGGCUUUGACACGUCCGGCAACGCUCUCGACGCGCUCUUCCCCCACCAUCUAGGCCACUACAUCGGCCUAGACGUCCACGAUACUCCCGGCCAGUCUCGAAAAACGAAGCUGCAGUCGAGGCAGUGCGUCACCAUCGAGCCUGGCCUCUACAUCCCCAACACGGAAGCGUACCCGGCCCCUUUCCGCGGCAUGGGCAUCCGCAUCGAAGACAGCGUGUGCGUGCAGGAAGAGCACCCGCUCGUGCUGACCACCGAGGCCGUCAAGGAGGUCGUGGACAUCGAGGCCCUCAGGAACUAG
Molecule: messenger RNA, 1503 nt
Organism: Letharia columbiana
Lineage: Eukaryota; Fungi; Ascomycota; Lecanoromycetes; Lecanorales; Parmeliaceae
Exons: 10
Coding region: 1-1503 (500 amino acids)
Cellular component (GO): mitochondrion
Molecular function (GO): manganese ion binding; metalloaminopeptidase activity
Source: RefSeq, a predicted model, not a curated record